Messenger RNA from Phytophthora sojae, 333 nucleotides. RefSeq lists its product as hypothetical. Lineage: Eukaryota; Oomycota; Peronosporomycetes; Peronosporales; Peronosporaceae. The record is from RefSeq and is a predicted model, not a curated record. The transcript has a single exon. Bases 1 to 333 code for a protein of 110 amino acids.
AUGCCGUUGCCGCGCUUAUUACUCCUGUUGCUGGCCCCAUGCAUCGCAACGUCCAAUGCUGUCGCUGCUGCUGAAGACCGAUCGCCUUCACUGGAGAGCAAGACGCGUCACAACGACCCGGGCAAUCGCAGGGCAGCGUCUGGUGAUGAAGGCAGAACCAGGAACUUCGGCAACGAAGAGGGCGAGGAACGAGAGCUUGCAUUCCUCUCCAAACUUAAAGGCGUCUCUAGAAUGAAAAAAUCUGGCCUCCCCACGAAUGUUGCAAGCUUACGCAAGAAUCCUGGCGUUGUCGAGGCUUUGGCGAAGAACCCAAGUGUGGGACUGCGAUUGUGA